Molecule: messenger RNA, 2466 nt
Organism: Salvia splendens (bonfire salvia)
Lineage: Eukaryota; Viridiplantae; Streptophyta; Magnoliopsida; Lamiales; Lamiaceae
Exons: 22
Coding region: 1-2262 (753 amino acids)
Biological process (GO): protein phosphorylation
Molecular function (GO): protein kinase activity; ATP binding
Source: RefSeq, a predicted model, not a curated record
AUGAGUGAUUUGUUCAGGUGGACGUGGGAAGAGGACAAGCUAUUCGAGGAUUGCAUUCUGGAUUAUGUUGGUCGAUGGGAGGAAAUCGCUGCUCGUUUGGGGACAAAAUCUGCGGCUGAGGUUGAACGCCACUACGCUCUGUUCUUGAAGGACUUGGAGGCGAUGGAAGCCGGGGAGAUUGAGUCCCCGGCCUACUUGGAAUGCUCCAAAUCCGUGAAAAGGAAAAUGAGUAAAGCUAGACCUUGGACUGAAGAUGAGCACAGUGACCUAGAAACCCGAUUUUCCGCCAUAUAUCAGAAGAAGCCUCUGAUUCUCCUCCGCCGCUUGCUGCAGACCGCUACCACUCUCGGCCGCUGGUUCGCCCUCCGCUAUUAUGAUCGUAUCACCGAGCGUGCGGACGUCAUGUUCGAGGUCAGAGCUGCUGAAUUGAGGAAGAUAUUAGUACAACUUGGCCCGGCUUAUAUCAAGAUAGCUCAGGCCAUUUCGUCUCGACCAGAUUUGAUACCUCCCACAUAUUUGGAUGAGCUUUCACUCUUACAAGAUCGAAUUACACCAUUUUCCACAGCAGUUGCAUUUGAUAUAAUAGAACAAGAACUUGGAUUACCAAUAGAUGUACUAUUUUCAGAAAUCUCCCCUGAGCCUGUGGCAGCAGCAUCACUUGGACAGGUUUAUCAAGCUAGGCUGCAAUCAAGUGGGAAGGUUGUUGCCAUAAAAGUGCAGAGGCCUGGAGUUAGAGCUGCAAUCUCAUUGGACAUACUGAUCUUGCGUUUCUUGGCAGGGGUUAUAAAGAGAGUAGGAAGAUUUAACACAGACCUUCAGGCAGUGGUUGACGAAUGGGCAACAAGCCUUUUCCGGGAGAUGGAUUACAUCCAAGAAGCAAAAAAUGGAAUAAAAUUUAGACAGUUAUACGGCAGCAUAAAUGAUGUUGUGGUUCCUGAAAUGAAUGUUGAGCAAACAACUGGCAGGGUUCUUACCAUGGAAUGGGUUGAGGGUCAAAAGCUAGCGGAAGUGAAGGAUCUUUACAUGAUUCAGGUGGGGGUCUAUUGUUCAUUCAAUCAACUUCUUGAGUUUGGGUUUUAUCACGCUGAUCCGCAUCCUGGAAACCUGCUUCGCACAUAUGAUGGGAAACUAGCCUACCUAGACUUUGGAAUGAUGGGUGAAUUCAAAGAAGAACUUCGUGAUGGCUUUAUUGAAGCCUGUCUCCACCUUGUUAACCGUGAUUACGAUACUCUUGCAGUAGACUUUGUAACUCUUGGGCUUCUUCCACCAACAGCUGACAAGGAAGAAGUUACAAAAGCAUUAACAGGUGUCUUUCGAGGUGCUGUUGACAAAGGAGUUCGCAACAUAAGCUUUGGGGAUCUUCUUGGAGAUUUGGGAUUCGCCAUGUACAAGUACAAGUUCAGGAUUCCAUCUUAUUUUUCGCUUGUCAUUAGAAGCCUGGCUGUUUUAGAAGGAAUUGCCAUCAGCUCUGAUCCAGAUUACAAAGUUCUGGGCAAUACUUACCCUUGGAUUGCCAGAAAAGUGCUUACUGGAAGCUCAGCAAAAUUGAAUUCUUCAUUGCAAGCUCUUCUUUACAAGGAUGGUGUGUUCAGAAUUGAUCGACUGGAGUCUCUCUUAUCAGAGUCAUUGCGUGCCAGGACAGAAAGAGCUUUGGUUGAAGAACAGGCAAAAGACAACUCUAAGAAGAUGAUCAAGCAAGUUUUUUCCUUUACUUUGGAUGAGACGGGAGCAUUCGUGAGAGAAAUACUUCUUGACGAGUUUGCUAAGGGCUUGGAUGCACUUGGAUUAGCGACCUUGGACUCACUUAGGGGAAACCUACCCUUCAGGCCAAGUUCGACCUCCAUGACUGAUGAAGAUAUCAACAAUCUGCAAACACUGAGACGCCUUACACUAUUAAUUUCAGAGCUUCAACAAACUGAAACUUCUGCAGUGGGAGUCAACAUCCAGAAACAACCCUCAGAUGGAGUCGCACUGCUCCCUUAUGGAUCGAAAUCUGCUCAGGAAAUGCUGCCAGUUCUUUUCUCUGCAAUUUCUGAGCAGAUUAGAGAAUUGGUGCUUUUGCAUCUAGGCUGGAUGGUUCUCCAAUGUUUACUUUUUAACAGCAUUCGAGUAUUCUUUCUUGCUAAUUUCGUCUCACUCUUCUUUAUAAACUCUCCCACAAGAUUCACAACAGCAAUUGCUAAGACUGCCAGCAGAUCUUGCUGGAAAACUAGUCUCGCGCAUUGCUGCCAGGACGUUAAAACGUGCAUUCCUAUAAACUGAAUGUCAAAGUUGUGGUGGGUUUUGUGUGUGUUUCACAUCAGCUACUACCUGCCUUGUGAUGAGAUGGAGAGAAGCACACAACUCAACUGGAAAAACACACAAUAGCAAUUGGUCUUGAUUCCCUUGUCUUGUGUGUAAUUAAUUGGCCACUUGUUAUUCACUCAAAUCUUUUUCUUUAAUGGAUUCAUCCUGCUAUGGUGCAAA